GGAAGAAUGUUGAAUAAGCUCAGAUCAAUCCCCCAAAUGCAGCUGAACCAAGGCCGCAUUUUCCAGCUCAAAGCCUCUGAUGGCUUCUUCAAUUCCCCUCCGCCGCCGAGCUCCCAGCUCCUCGAUUGCAGGGAAGAUCAGCCUCGGAUCAUUGAAGCAGCCAAGCUGAUGCAAGAUUUUGAUGAGGAAGAGGAAGAUAAAGAGAACGCCAAACCUGCAUCAACAACAAAAAGGAACCCAAAUCCAUGCAGGAAGCAGAGUAAUGAGGAGCACAGUCACAAAUUCCACCCUUAUCGCCGCCCCGAUUUCAAUUCUCCAACCUUAUUUGACCCCAACCUCCUCGCAGCCUUCGAUCAGGCGGUGAAGGACUAUUUGAGAGUCUAUGAACAAUCGAAGCAAUUCGAAGAAAAGGAGGUGAAAGAAGAGAUAAAACCUCCCAUAAAGAUCCCCAAAAUCAAUGACCUGUUGAAGGUAUUCGAUGAAAAGAACCCACCUGGGGGCACCGGAACUGUGAUCUUCUACUCGACAUCUCUACGAGGGGUGAGAAAGACAUUCGAGGGCUGCAGUGCCAUCAGGUACCUAUUGGAGAGCUCCAAGGUGCUGUUCUAUGAAAGGGAUGUGUCAAUGCACCAAGAGUUCAGGGAAGAGUUGAAGAGAUUGCUAGGUUUCGGGGCAAUCCCGCCGAGGUUAUUUAUUGAUGGAAGAUACAUAGGAGGUGCUGAGGAAGUGCUGGGGCUGCAUGAGCAAGGGAAACUGAUGCCAGUCCUCCAGGAGAUGCCGAGGGACCAGAGCGGUGGAGUGCCGUGUUGGAGGUGCGGCGGAGCCAAGUUUUUGGUGUGCGAGCGCUGCGACGGCAGUCGAAAAAUGUAUGAUAAUGUAGGAGAUGUUUGUGGGAAUUGCAGUUUGUGUAAUGAAAAUGGUUUAGUUGUUUGUUCCCUUUGUUGUUGCUAA
Molecule: messenger RNA, 951 nt
Organism: Dendrobium catenatum
Lineage: Eukaryota; Viridiplantae; Streptophyta; Magnoliopsida; Asparagales; Orchidaceae
Exons: 1
Coding region: 7-951 (314 amino acids)
Source: RefSeq, a predicted model, not a curated record